CGAGGUGCCAGUUUUCCAACUUUCCAGUUGGCCAUAUUCCUAAACUUACUAUUUGUGAAGUUAAAUAAAUAAAACUAAAUAGAAAUUGAGGGUGUUUUUAUUUUGCUAACAAAUGUGCAAAAGUGUUAUUAACUGAUGUUAAUCUGUAAAAAUGUUGUACAUAUAAUAAGCUUUACUUGUCGUUUCUGCAUCAAAGCCUUUUUUGCCAACAAUAAAAUAUGUAAUAUACAUUUUUGUGUAUAUAUACAUGUUCUAUUUUAUGUACACUAAUGUAUGUGUAACCUACAUAUUGUAACCAAUAAAUAGAACUUAAAAAAAUACCACAAAAAGAAUUAAAAUCUAAUCGAAUCAGAUUGUAAUUAAAGAUGGGGGACCGUGACAUCCCGACCGUACCUGUAACAACGUUAUCAGGUUUAACCAGCACUUCUGAUCUGCUGAGCGAGUUGCCAGUAUCGGAUUCGCUCCAGAGUGCAGCGUCCUUAAAUAAGUCUCUACUAUUCCAUGCGUUAGUGGCCAGUGAAUCCAACAAUUUACUUUCUGUGCGUGAUGAAAAUCUGGUGCGGCAAUUAGUAAAGGCAAUUGAAAGAACAAACUCUGACAAUAUCGAGCUAAGAUCACAUUACGCUAAUGAAGAACAAGGAGCUAACUCUAGUACUCAUCCAGAGCUACUCCAGGGCAUUUAUAAUUUUCGCCCAGCGGUUUUCGAAACAUCAAUUAGGACACUCUCUCCUGACAAACGUACUGUAAAUGUUCGACUCGAUGAAACAAAAAUUCAACUAGAUUCCUUCUUAACACCGAAAUGUUGUACAUCAACUACAAGAGAAGAAUUACUGCAAGACCAACAAUCGCAGACAUGUAGUGAUCAGUUUACCAGAAUUGCAUCAAGAGAAAUGUCAGAAGAAUUUUCACAAAUAAAUAUUAAGGAAACGACAAUAGAGAACAGAAAAAAAAAAGACAUUCAAAAUUCUGAUGAAAAUCCAUUUGAAAUAUCAAAAUCAAAUUCUCAAAUGAAAAUCCUUGAUAAAUCAGAAAAUAAUUCUAUGCAAACAUUACUACAAAACCAACAAGUACUCAAUUAUAAUUCAAAAUUCGAUUUUGAUCAAACAACAUCAGUAGAUCACCAAUCCGUUCAAAACAUUUGUGAUGUCUUUCCACAUGCUUUAGAGAAUCCCAAUUUUCAAAUAAAUUCUCUGAAUAAUCAAAAUGUAUUGUAUUUACCAAGUCAACCAAUGACUGAAACUCAAUCACAAAACUCUCCAAUACAAUAUAUUACAAAAAAAUCACCAAACCAAGUCAUAUACAUUUCGGAUUCGAACCCCCAAGAAUUGGAAGAAGGUACGAACUCACUUGUAAUUAAUAAAAGUAGCCUUCAACAUCAACAAAACCAUAUUGCAUCAACAACUACAUCGACUUCUACUUCAUCAAGUGGCAAGUCUCAGGUUCGGGUAUGUAUAAAUCGUCUUAAUAUUGAGGAUAGUCGCCUUAUGCAAAAAAGUAUUAAAAAGUUUGUACAAAAGUCACCAGAAUUGGCUAGAAGUAUGGGGUUACUACAAGAAUCGGAUUUAGUAACAGUGAGUGGUGCCACUACUACUUCUAAUAAAGACAACAUUCCAAUCGACACGUUUUCGACUAUAAAAGCCGAUGAAAAACGAUUUUCUGCAAAACGAAAACUGGCUAUAUCAAUUGGUGACAUUCCACCUGAGCAAAUAUUUUCUAAACCUAAAAUGCGUCGGGUCGAAAGAAUAAUUCCUAUAUCGAAUACAAAAUGUUAUAAGGAUGAAGUCACUCGUUCGCAAACAUAUCAACAAUUUAUGCGCAAUAUGGAUCAAAUAAUUGAAAUAUUAGACGAUAGUGAAUCUCCUAACUUUGAAUCAGAAGAUGUCGACGAAAAUAUUGAAUGCAUUUCACCAAAACUUCUGAAUACAAUGAGCACUGAUGUUGCCAAGUUAAAAGCUAAGCACGCCUUAGACUCGAUACCGAAAAAUAAGUUAACCCUUCUUAUUAACUACGCAAUGCGCAAUGUUUACCUAGCGAGGAAUUAUUUUGCUGGACCGGAGGACGAAGAGGAAAUUGUAGACGAUGAAGUCAUUGAGAAAAUCCUAAACGCAAUGGAUGCCUGCUUGCUGAUAUGCAACAUUUAUUCUACAGUAAGCGAUCUUAAGUUUUUACAAGAGGAUAAUAUAUCACACAUUAUAAAAUUUACACAAUUUCAACUACGUGAAACAAUAUUUCCUCUUCAUGAUCCGGUUUACACUGUAAAAAGUAUGAAGAAAACUAGUCAUCGUAAAAAAAUAAAGUCACACCAAGGUCACAGUAGAAGCCUGCAGCUAUUCUACUCAAAAACGGUCGAGCUGUUAAAGGUUUUUGUAACACUUUUUGAUAAAUGUGCCUUCGUUGAUACAAUAGUUUUACCAUUGUCGACGUUGGCUAUUGAACCAUUCUUUGUUGACAACAUAGAGACGUUACAAUUUGUAUGUUUGGAACUCGUAACCACAAUCUUUCGCAAGGAAAGGUACGAUAAAAUAAGGAACAGCAUUUUAGGAGACAUUUUGACGUCGAUUGAUCGCUUGCCUUCGUCAAAAAAAAAUCUACGCCCAUAUAAACUAACAAAUAAUGGAGGAAAUAUUCAAAUGGUUUCAGCACUAGUACUACAACUAAUUCAAUGCGCAACAAUUUUACCAGAUUCACUUUGUGAUAAUGGAAAAUUAAGUAAUAAGUUUCAAUUGAAUGUUGCCAUCGAGGAAGACGUUUCAAGCGGAGCUACAAAAACAACACAGCCUAAUCACGAUAUUCUUGUUUUACAAAAGUAUGAUGUCGCUGUCAGUAUUGGUGGAAAUUUUUUAACAACUUUUUUAAACAAAUGCAAAUCACGGUCUAAUGAAAUUGAUUUCCGACCACUUUUUGAAAAUUUUAUUCAUGAUUUACUGGCCACCGUCAACAAGCCAGAAUGGCCCGCAUCUGAAUUAUUGCUUUCGCUAUUAGGAACUAUGCUGGUUCGCUAUGUGUCUGACAAAGGUAUAGAACAGAGCAUUCGCUUAGUUUCAUUGGAUUACCUGGGCAUUGUAGCUGCUCGUUUGCGUAAGGAUACUGUUGAAUCCCGAUGUAAGGUUAACAUAAUUGAUUCAAUGAUAAAAUCGAUUAAAAUGGAACAAGAAAAGGAGGGUGAUUACACAGCAAACAAUGUUCAAUUUGAAUUACAUCCCGAGGAGCAGCGAAUCGAGUUUUUACAAAAAAUUCUUUUGGAUUUUCUAGCUGUAAAUGCUCAAGAAGAAAAUUUAAUUUGGGACUAUGCGCGACACUUUUAUUUGGUACAGUGGUAUCGGGAUGUAAUUUAUCAAAGACGUCGGAUAAGGGAUGGUGAAAAAGGAUUAGCUAUCAGGAAGUCUAAAUGUCGGACUAAACGUAAGACUGGUGGUGAAUAUUUGGAUACAUCAGAUUCUGGAUCGUGCGAAGAAAUAGACAUCGAAGACACACAGAAACAUGUAAAUCCCUCCAUUGACGACAUAGAUUUUGAGCUUAAUCUGGAAAUGUUUAACGCUUUGGAGGCAAGAAAGCUAUAUUUAAUCAACAAAAUAAAACCAUUUGCAGUUUCUGGCGAGCAAGCCCACACAUCAAAUCAGCACAUUAAAACAUACAUAGAUUAUAAUAAUGCACAGCUAAUAGCGCAGUAUCUAGCCACAAAACGACCUUUCAGUCAAUCAUUCGAUGGAUGCUUAAAGAAAAUUAUUUUAGUAGUUAAUGAACCGUCCAUUGCAGUAAGGACACGGGCAAUGAAAUGCCUUGCAAACAUUGUGGAAGUCGAUCCAUUGGUACUGAAACGAAAAGACAUGCAAAUGGGUGUGAAUCAGAAAUUCCUUGACACAGCUAUUUCAGUACGAGAAGCGGCGGUAGAUUUGGUUGGAAAAUUUGUGCUUAGUAAUCAAGAACUAAUCGAUCAGUAUUAUGACAUGCUGUCGACACGAAUAUUGGAUACUGGCGUCUCCGUACGAAAAAGGGUCAUAAAAAUUUUACGAGAUAUCUGUAUAGAGUAUCCAGAUUUUUCAAAAAUUCCCGAAAUUUGCGUUAAAAUGAUACGACGUGUUAAUGACGAAGAAGGCAUUCAAAAACUUGUUACUGAAGUUUUCAUGAAAAUGUGGUUUACACCAUGUAUAAAAAAUGACAAACUUGGCAUACAGCGGAAAAUCAAUCAAAUAAUUGACGUAGUAAACACUGCUCAUGAUACUGGAACCACUUGGCUAGAAGGACUUCUUAUGAGUAUUUUCAAACCAAAGGAUACUAUGUUAAAAUCCGAUGGAUGCCUACAAGAACCUAUAAGGAAGAAUACCGAGCCCCCACAGGAAAUUGUGAUAGCUUGUCAACAAUUAGCUGACGGUCUAGUUAACAGACUGAUUGAAUUAGAAGACACUGAUAAUGCGCGAAUGUUGGGCUGUAUUACUACACUUCAUUUGCUGGCUAAAGUACGGCCACAGCUGCUGGUUAGGCAUGCGAUGACAAUAGAGCCCUAUCUCAAUAUAAAAUGUCAUUCUGCCACAGCUGCAAAAUUCAUAUGUGCUGUGGCGGAUAUUCUUGAAAAAGUAGUUCCUCUGGUCAACAAUGCCAGUGAAUCUUUUUUGGCAUCGUUGGAAGAGCAUUUAAUGUUAUUAGUUGUUUCACGAAACCAAGCUGAAGUCACUAGUUGUGUUUCUUGCUUAGGCGCACUCGUGAAUAGGAUUACACAUAACUUCAAACUGAUCCGUGACUGUUUUCAAAAGUUUUAUCGAGUUCUGGAUGUUUCUCGAAAUCAAGUAAUACAAAGAAACUACAGUGUAGAUAAUAUUUACACUCCCAGCUUUCGAAGAAGUUUGUUCACAAUCGGAAUAUUAAUGCGUUACUUUGAUUUUAAGUCUCCCAUUGCGUUAGGAGAGACAAACGGUGGACUUCCGGUUUCGAUAUGUGACGAUGUAUUCGAUUGCUUGAUGUUUUUCUGUAGUUGUGCAAAUCAAGAAAUUCGAAAGCAAGCCCUCAUCUCGCUUGGAUCGUUCUGCGUUUUAAACGAUGACUAUCUUACCAGAUCCGAGCUUAAAAAUUUGUACUGUCAUAUUUUAAGCUCAAUCGCUAAUGACGCCGGUUUUAAAAUAAUAUGUAUGCGUAAUAUUUGGAUUUAUUUAACAGAAUCUGAACUUUUUAUGCAUAAUAAGGAAAAAGAAUGGGAAAAACAAUCAAAGCACGAAGAUCUUAAGGAAAUGAACGACGUUUCCUCUGGAAUGGCAAGUCGAAUAAUUCAACUUUAUUUGGAAGAAAUACUUGAAUGUUUUCUAAAUCGGGACGACACAGUACGUCUGUGGGCUGUUAAAGUAAUACAGAUUGUUCUUCGUCAAGGAUUGGUUCAUCCAGUUAGAAUGGUUCCCUAUUUAAUAUGCUUAAGCACUGAUCCUAAGGUGGAGUCCGCUCAUAGAGCUGAUGCCUUAUUAAAAGAUAUCGAUAAAACAUAUUCUGGAUUUGUGAAUAUGAAAGUUCAGUUUGGGUUACAACUUUGCUUCAAGUUACAAAAAGUUUUACAAAUAAACAACAGAGGAAAUCUUGAAAUAAUUAGAGGUUACGCCAAUCGCGGACCAGAUCAUGUCAUAACCGCUUUGAACGACUUUCUUUAUUCCCUACUCCGUACUACGAAGCCACAAAGGCGUGCCUUGGUGCAAACAGUUACAAAACAGUUUGAUGAUCAGAAAACAUCAUUACAACAAAUGUUGUACAUUGCCGAUAAUCUGGCUUACUUCCCUUACGUAGUUCAAGAUGAGCCCCUAUAUCUGAUACAUCAAAUAGAUCUACUAAUAUCACUGGCUGGAACACACUUACUUGCUACUUUCAAGGAACAUUUAAAACCUAGUGAGAAAGAGGGAGAUGUAUUAGAUGAUGAUGAUGACGUAGAAGAUCCACAAGUUUUGUUUAAUCGAUUGCCUGAAGAUAUGACAGAAAUAAAAAAAUGUAUAACAUCUGCCCAAGCGUGUAUGUUACUUUUAAUACUAAAAGAUCAUUUAAAGAACAUGUACGGGAUAACUGAUAGUAAAAUUUCAAGGUAUUCACCAUCCGAACAAAAAUUAUAUGAAAAAGCUGUAACACGUAGAAGCGUGACUGACUUUAAUCCGAAAACAACUAUUGAUUUUAUCAAAAAACAGAUGUCCCAAAACAUGUUAAGCACAGACAUCAAUUUUCUUUUUACGAACGAGGAAAAAUUGGACCUUGUUGUUAAGUACCUUGAUUUUAAGCAACUUAUGUUAAAACUGGAUCCAGAAGAUGCAGACUCAGAUGCAGAUGAAUUACGCGAAAAAGCAUUUUUAAACAAUUCCGAUGGUAUAGGAUAUGCUAAUUCAACAAAAAACUGCCACACCGGUCGUGAUGGAUGCACUUUUACCUCAUCUUUAACUAUUGACAACACGCAAACUGCAAAUAUGCCUACAAUUUCUAAUGAUAAUGUGCGUGAUGUAUCAAUAGCUCAUGUAGCUAAGACGUCCAUUUCACCUUCAAAGUCAACUGGCCGCAAGUCCAAUCAAGUGCGAAGUAAAAAAAAACGAAGAAAAAUUGAGUCUUCGGAUGAUGAAAACAGUGAUACAGAUAAUGCGUAAACAAUAUAUAAUUAUUUUUGUCAUUUAAGUAUAUUUUGUAUAAUUAAAAAUAAUUUCUUUUGGGAUAUAUAAUUAAUACAAUUACAAUUACAAAUGUUAAUAAAUAUUAUAUAAUAUACAUACAGUACAGAUAAUUUUACUAAAAUCAAUUAUUUGUGGUAUAGUUACUAUGGUAUAGUGUAAACUAUAACUAUAAAGAUUUAAAUUAAAUUGGGUUUGUCUGUAAUUUCUUAUUAUAUUGUAGAAGCAUAGACAUUUGUUUAAUUUGUUUAAGCUCAGAAUGAAUGAAUAAUAAAUUUGUAUUUAAUACAUCAACUAAGUAAAAAAAAUCAUCGAUUUAGAAUAUGUAGGUAUAAGCAAUAAUUUGUGUUGAUAGGCAUUAAAUUACAAAAUAAAUGAGCAUAUGUAUACGUAUAAUUAGUUAACAUAUUAUAAUAAAUGUAAACUAUGUAUUUAUAAAUUUGAAACGACUAA
This is a messenger RNA of Drosophila rhopaloa, 7073 nucleotides long. It is a transcript of the gene Nipped-B, whose product is annotated as nipped-B protein. Gene Ontology annotation, cellular component: Scc2-Scc4 cohesin loading complex. Gene Ontology annotation, molecular function: chromatin binding. The record is from RefSeq and is a predicted model, not a curated record. Bases 366 to 6599 code for a protein of 2077 amino acids. The transcript has 23 exons. Gene Ontology annotation, biological process: establishment of mitotic sister chromatid cohesion; establishment of protein localization to chromatin; replication-born double-strand break repair via sister chromatid exchange. Lineage: Eukaryota; Metazoa; Arthropoda; Insecta; Diptera; Drosophilidae.